Messenger RNA from Notodromas monacha, 941 nucleotides. Lineage: Eukaryota; Metazoa; Arthropoda; Ostracoda; Podocopida; Cyprididae. The record is from the annotation of a GenBank genome assembly.
UUUUUUGUGUCUAUAGGAGCUCGUGAAACGGAAUUCGUUCGAGCAGCUUUUCUUGCCACGAUGGCUUGUGUGACGCGUUUCAGAUGAAUACAUAAAUCAAGGGGGAAAAGGGGGGUGACCGUAGUUUCUUUUUUUUAUAUUCAUUUCCUCUCUCGUGUAUUGAACCCGCGAUGGACGUGGACGGGGACUUCGACCAGAGUCUGUUGCAGCAGUUCAGCUGCCUCGGCACUGUCGACAAGGAGGUGCUUGUGAAGGAGCUAAAGAAGUAUGUGGGGGAGCAUCUCAACGACUCGACGGCCUCGUUUUUUCUUGACAUGAACAACUGGAAUUUGCAAGCGGCAAUCUGUUCAUAUUUCGACUUUGAGCACCCAAACGGUACAGGACCAACUCUGCCUUCGAUGAGUUUCAUCAAAGAUGUGACAGUCGGGGAAGGCGAAAGUAUACCUCCUAAUACAAGGUUUGUGAAAACAUGGCGACUACAGAAUUCAGGCGGCGACAGAUGGCCGGAAGGCGUGACGCUGCGGUUUUCGGGCGGACACCAGUUCACAACCCAAGACGUUGUCCCAAUCCCCCCUCUAGAGCCAUUACAGGCGACGGACAUUUCCGUGGAUAUGACGUCGCCGAGUGAGCCCGGGAUCUUUCAGGGGAAAUGGAGGAUGUCGACGGCCCAGGGCGACUACUUCGGAGACGUGAUUUGGGUGAUCUUGUCCGUGUCCGAGGCCGGGACACUGGGCGUGACGCAACAACUGUCCCGGCUCACCUGGCCGUCGGAUGACGACGCCGGGAUGGACGGCUUGCAGUCUGGUCAUCCGUUCCGCGUUCAGGUGUCACCACUGCCGCCUCCACCGGCGCCGUCCUCGUCACCGGCCAACAACCCGUUUUCAUUACGGCUGCGCACCGACCCCGGCGCCGAAGCUGAUGAUGAGGAGGAGAUGAACUGA